CAGGAAGAACUCUGACAUGACCCGUGGAGAGUAGGGGGACUCGCACACCUUGUGAGGAGUAAAGGAGCUAUGGAGAGCAUCACUGGGUUAAUUGUCUUCUGUUUAAUAGGUGGCGCUGUAUGCAGUUGCCCUAGCAACGCGGUAUGGUUCGAGGAGGAGGUGUCUUGUUACUACAUCAGCAACAGCACCAAGAUCACGUGGGGAGAGGGGCGUCAGGCGUGCGAGGAAAUGGGCGGAAGUCUACUGAUCAUCAACUCGCGCACAGAGGAAGAUCUGAUCUCGGACUCCCUGCGGACUAGGCUGUCCAGGAACGCCACCGAGGACUCCCAGCUGCAGUGGUGGAUCGGACUGAUUGGGGUCAAUGACUGCUGGACGUGGGUAGAUAAUACACCUGCUGAUACAAACUCUUUACUGUGGCAUGCGUCCGAGCCCAGUAUCCAGGACCGCAAGGCGUGUGUCGUAUUUCGGCAAACACUACUCAGCGACGUGGACUGUGAGUUCAAGAAACACUUCAUCUGUGAACUGCCACCGUUGUCACCUCACCCAGAGCCAUCAGUGUCGACCCCGACAUCUGACCCUUUGUCUGUAGCGACGAAGCGGUUACUAUUCUGCGGCAUCAUUGGUGGAGUGGCACUCCUGGCUGUUAUAGCAAUUAUAGCCGUCAUCUGUCUGGCUGCCAGGGUACGGCAUCUACGACGGACGUAUCAGAGGGGCCAACAUCACCCGGACCUAACAUCUCAGUCUUCAGCCCACACGGAGGGCGUGUCCCAGCGGGCACCCCAGACUCUACCCAGGUCGGAACCCGCUGCCAAACCGCCCCUCCGGUUCCAACUCACCACACAUCAUUCCUAUGCUGAGCCAGAAUCUGAAUCUCAUCCGGGCUACGAGAAACUGAACAAGUUUACGCCGCGAUACCUCGCCCUGACCAAAUAACCUAGAGUCUCCAAUACAGAAUACAUUGAUUGGCCUGUUGAACAAUACGGAACCGCUGCGCAGUGAAAUAUCUGUGUCUGACAUCACUGUUCAUUCGAUACUCUGUCCUGAUUUGUGAAUAACGCCUGUGUAGGUUUGCUACGCCUUGCUACACUUAAGUACACCUUACGACUCCUUGCUACACAUAAGUACACCUUACUACGCCUUGCUACACUUAAGUACACCUAACUAAUCAUUGCUACACUUAAGUACACCUUACUACUCCUUGCUACACUUAAGUACACCUUACUACUCCUUGCUACACAUAAGUACACCUUACGACUCAUUGCUGCACUUAAGUACACCUUACUACUCCUUACUAUACAUACGUACACCUUAUUACUCCUUGCUACACUUAAGUACACCUUACGACUCCUUGCUACACUUAAGUACAUCUUACUACUCCUUGCUACACAUAAGCACACCUUACUACUCAUUGCUACACUUAAGUACACCUUACUACUCCUUGCUACACAUAAGUACAUCUUACUACUCCUUGCUACACUUAAGUACACCUUACUACACACGUCAUUACUCCGUGCCACAUCAUCUACACCUGGGUGCCUUUUGCAACACAUUGUCACACACUUCCAAAUCUUGCUACAAUUAUGCACACCUUGCUACGUCUUGGUCCACAUUGAUUCAGCGUUGUACACGUUGCCACACCUUGCCGCUCGUUGCUACACCUUUGUACACUUUGCCAUGCAUUGCCACACCUUGUCGCUGGUUGCUACACCUCUGUACAGUUUGUUACAUCUUGCGGCACUUUGUUACAUUACUACACCUUGACAAAUGUUUCCACAGAUUGCUAGGCCUUGCCUAAUCUUGCCAGGCUGAGAUACACCUUGCUUCACAUGGAAAGCGUUGCAUAACUAAAGCCCUAAAUGCACAGUCUGUAAAUAUUUGUUGUACAUAUUAUAUGUGAUAUUUAUGUUUUGCUUGACAUAUAGAUUUGUGCCGUGUCUGGUGUACAUACAAUUGUUGUCCUAAAGCAGCACUUAAAGUGGCAAUAAACUAUAGUAAACUGUA
This is a messenger RNA of Haliotis rubra (blacklip abalone), 2001 nucleotides long. Its product is annotated as macrophage mannose receptor 1-like. The record is from RefSeq and is a predicted model, not a curated record. Lineage: Eukaryota; Metazoa; Mollusca; Gastropoda; Lepetellida; Haliotidae. The coding region runs from base 70 to 933 and encodes 287 amino acids. Gene Ontology annotation, molecular function: signaling receptor activity. The transcript has 6 exons.